GGAGAUUAUGGCAAAGAAUGUGAUUUGCAGAUUGUGGAGAGUUCUGCUAAAAUGGCUGAAAAAUCUGGAGUUACAUGCAGUGAUUCAUCCUCCACUUCUUCAACAAAUUAUGCACUGCCAAAAUCCAAGAAGAGAGAUGGGUCGGGUAGUGCAGAAUUCACUCUGAACUCCGGCGUUAAUUCCGGAGCUCUGGCAGGAACCCAGAAAUACCGCAGGAAAACCAAGUCGACAAACUCAACUGUGAUCUCCGGCCAAUCGAAGGAAAAGAAAGAGAAGCUUGGUGAAAGAAUCACAGCGUUGCAGCAACUUGUGUCACCCUUUGGCAAAACAGAUACAGCAUCAGUGCUUCAUGAAGCAAUGGGUUACAUAAGGUUUCUGCAAGAUCAGGAGGACAAAGAAAUGAAAGGGGAGAGUGAAACUGAAACAAGGAAUGAUCUAAGAAGCAAAGGGCUGUGUCUGGUUCCUGUUGAGUUAACCCUACAUGUUGCAGACUCCAAUGGAGCUGAUUUCUGGUUAUCUUCUAUGAUGAACAAUAAUGUUUUGUCAAACUAAAGACUCGCCUCUUCAGCUUUCUCUCUCUAAGUUGGACAUGGCCAAGGAUUUUGCUGAAAAUUUUGCCCUUUUGACAAUACAAGAAAACGAUGAAUUUUGGGUCGUUUGUGGAAAUGAAAAUCCAUUAUGUUCGCCAUUU
This is a messenger RNA of Olea europaea var. sylvestris, 691 nucleotides long. RefSeq names its product transcription factor bHLH113-like. NCBI's taxonomy places the organism in Eukaryota, Viridiplantae, Streptophyta, Magnoliopsida, Lamiales, Oleaceae. The transcript has 4 exons. The record is from RefSeq and is a predicted model, not a curated record. Gene Ontology annotation, cellular component: nucleus. Gene Ontology annotation, biological process: regulation of transcription by RNA polymerase II. The coding region runs from base 52 to 552 and encodes 166 amino acids. Gene Ontology annotation, molecular function: protein dimerization activity; DNA-binding transcription factor activity, RNA polymerase II-specific; RNA polymerase II cis-regulatory region sequence-specific DNA binding.